Molecule: messenger RNA, 471 nt
Organism: Didymodactylos carnosus
Lineage: Eukaryota; Metazoa; Rotifera; Eurotatoria; Philodinida; Philodinidae
Source: the annotation of a GenBank genome assembly
AUGUAUUGUGGAGCGAAGUUUCCGCUACAAAAAUUUGGUGAUGGUACAACAUUUCGAUGGUCUAAUGUUGAUGCUGUCAAAAAUAUAAAUCCAUUCACAAUUGACAAAAGUAAAGUUAAAUAUAAACACAAACUUGAAUCAGUUCAUUCACGUCCGUCACCAACAUUAUUCUUUCAAGUUGUUCGAAGGACAACAACCACGAUCAAACGCCCAUCAUUAAAAGAGAAUUGGACAGCAGCAAAAAAGAGAACAAGUAUUCCAUCUAAUUCAAAGCAAAAAGAUUUUUUAACAAAACAAUUUGAUGAUGGAAUCCGAAGUGAUAUGAAAUAUGAUCCAACUCGUGUUGAUGAAGAGAUACAUACGCGUACAAGCAAUGGUCAAUAUUUAUUUGAUAAAAACGAAUGUUUAACACCACAACAGAUAAGAAGUUAUUUUUCUCGGUUAGCAAAAAACCGAAAGAACACUUCCUGA